Molecule: messenger RNA, 1714 nt
Organism: Carassius auratus (goldfish)
Lineage: Eukaryota; Metazoa; Chordata; Actinopteri; Cypriniformes; Cyprinidae
Exons: 3
Coding region: 254-997 (247 amino acids)
Biological process (GO): immune response; positive regulation of activated T cell proliferation; positive regulation of cytotoxic T cell differentiation
Cellular component (GO): plasma membrane
Molecular function (GO): tumor necrosis factor receptor binding
Source: RefSeq, a predicted model, not a curated record
AGUAUGAUAUUCCAUGAAUUAACGAGCGGAAUACGGAGCCAGUCACAGAAAUUCACACUUUACUCUCCUCCCGAUUUCCACCUCCGUUUGCGCAAAACCGAAAGAAGCGGAAAGUCAGACGGGUUUUCUCUGAACGUCCCUCUUCGUGUCUGGGUCUCUCUUUCUGUCUCCCGUGGGCGGAUGAGGAGGUGACGAGGGAAACCCGUUAGUUCCGCCUCCAGCACUUCUGCAUAAAAGAGUGCACCUGCUGUGGAUGUAUCACUUUAUUUACACGCUGUUUCUCGAGAUGUCCGCGUCCACAGAUGUCGAGAGCCAGUCGCCCGCUGCGCGCUCCCGCAGCCGGUGUCUGGACACCUUCCUCACCGUGUCCGUGAUCGCGCUCUUCUUCAUGUUCGCGGUCGCGCUCGCGGGCGCGCUGUACUUCGCCAAACACAUCGAGGACGAGAUAAACAAGCGGACGACGCGACACUUAGACGGAUCCGCGGACGCGUUGGUUGCGCCGUUCCCCGACACCGGAAACGCAUAUAAGAUGCAGAAUUUUGCUUACCUGAGGGCCACUGAAAGUGAACUCAAAUCAGGUGUGAUGGCGUGGGAAUCUAUCGCGUAUGGAAGAGGUCAAACCAUCGGCUCUCUCUACAGCUACGAUAAAAAACAGAAUGUGCUGAACGUGAAUGAGAGCGGAAGCUACUUCCUGUAUGUGCAGCUCACUCUUUCCUGUGCUGGAAUAUGUAAAUCUGAUCGAUCUGACCAUUUCACGGUCAGCUUUAAUAAUCGGCUCAAUAACGUGGAGCUCACCUGCACCGUCUCACUGCCUGAAUGGAGGGAAGACACACCCAUUACCAAGACGUGUUGGCGUGUCAUUACCUUUCCAGAAAAUGGAGACCGCCUUGUAGCCAAAUCCCAGUUUAAAGGCUCAUCAGACUGGAAACUGGACAUGAAUGACUCUGGCUUUGGGAUGUUUCUGGUGGACGGAUUACAAGCGGCACAUCACACGUGAUCACGAGAGGAACUGCUUUCGGGCUGCUCGUUUGAGUCACGUAACUGUGAUCGACUCAGGACUGUUUCUAAUGCUGCGAUGAGCAGGACUCCACUAACGUCAGCAGACUGUCUUGGCUUAUUUGGCAAUGCCUUCAGAUACCAGAAAGAGUGACUCUUUAACAUUUUAGCCACAGUAUUCAAAUGCAUUCUGCCAAAUAUUGCAGGUUUGCCUCUACAACAAAAGCUCAGAAAAUGCAAGUCUGGACUUGAACGGAUAAGCAAUGCUUUCUUGAGCACUAUUUAUAAUUUAAAUAUAUUUAUAUGCGUUUUACAUUUUAAACAUUUGCAAUAUUUAUAUUCGUAUUUUGUGUAUACUGUACAAAGUGUGUGUGUAAAACCGUUGUAGACAUCACUACGUGUGCGAGGCGUCUGACCGAACCCUUUCCUUCUCUGAUUGCAUGUACUGUAUUAUUCUACUGAUGUUUAGGUGCAUCACAGAAAUGAUGAGUGAACUUUGACCCGCACAUCAACACUAGUGCCUCGGGGUGGUCUUUACGCUUGGCUGUAUGUUGAAGAACUCAAAAAGCUGCAUGUCUUCACAUCUCUUCAUGAACAUGUGCGUCUGGUGUGAAGGAAAGCACCGUAUGAAUGCUAACAAACUCAGGAACUCUCGAGAUGAAUGUAACAAUGAUGACAGUGUGUGGAAUGCUUUAUUUUGUUAACUGAGAAUAUUUAA